Harpia harpyja (harpy eagle) is the source of this 1961-nucleotide messenger RNA. RefSeq names its product fibroblast growth factor 7 (gene FGF7). The record is from RefSeq and is a predicted model, not a curated record. Gene Ontology annotation, molecular function: growth factor activity; type 2 fibroblast growth factor receptor binding. Gene Ontology annotation, cellular component: cytoplasm. Bases 518 to 1102 code for a protein of 194 amino acids. Gene Ontology annotation, biological process: positive chemotaxis; cell differentiation; fibroblast growth factor receptor signaling pathway. The transcript is spliced from 4 exons. Lineage: Eukaryota; Metazoa; Chordata; Aves; Accipitriformes; Accipitridae.
GAAAAGGACUGAACAACAGGCUCAACACACACAUGCACGCGCACGCAUAAGCACAUACACACCAUCUCUCCAGCGUGUUGAUUUAUGGAAACAAUUAUAAUUCUGGUGGAGUCUUUCUGAGCUGAGAAGUUUGUAGCUACAGUAGAGUGUCUCAUGUUGCAAAAAGCAGACAACAGAAAUGGAGUACUUGGGUAUUCAGCUCUUAUCAACAGGAACAAAUCUUUUACUUUCAGUGCAAGCAGCAAAUUCAAGUAGUACAGAAGGUCAUGACAACAAAGGUUUUCAUAACUUGUGUCUUUAAAGGAUAUUCUGACUGAAGAGAUAUUUAAGAAGCUCUUCUAUUUCGCCAUUAACUAUUAAGGAAUAACGAUCAGAAUUCUAGAAGAGGGAACAAUCUCAUUUAAAUGAAUCUGUAACUCGUAAAGACAGAAGGCAGGUCGGUGACCUAAGAGCAACAGUCUACUUGAGAUUUAAUUUUCAUUAUGUUGUUCAUGAACACCCAGAACACUGCACUAUAAUGCACAAAUGGAUACUGACAUGGAUCCUGCCAAUUUUGCUCUACAGAUCAUACUUUUACAUUAUCUUUCUAAUGGGCACUAUAUCUUUAGCUUGCAAUGACAUGACUCCAGAGCAAAUGGCUACAAAUGUGAACUGUUCCAGCCCUGAGCGACAUACCAGAAGCUAUGAUUAUAUGGAAGGGGGGGAUGUAAGAGUGAGAAGACUUUUCUGUCGAACUCAGUGGUAUAUGAGGAUUGAUAAACGAGGCAAAGUAAAGGGGACAAGAGAAGCAAACAACAACUACAGUAUUCUAGAAAUCCGAACAGUGGCAGUUGGAAUAGUGGCAAUCAAAGGAGUGGAAAGUGAAUACUUUCUGGCAAUGAACAAGUCAGGAAGACUCUAUGGGAAGAAAGUAUGCAAUGAGGACUGCAACUUCAUAGAACUGAUUGAAGAAAAUCAUUAUAAUACAUAUGCUUCUGCAAAAUGGACACACAAAGGAAAGGAGAUGUUUGUUACAUUAAACCACAAAGGGGUCCCCAUGAAAGGUAAAAAAACAAAGAAAGAACAUAGAGCAUCCCACUUUCUUCCUCUGGCAAUAUCCUAAUCACAAAUGAUCUAUAAAGAACUAGUUCCAGCAGGAAGAUUAUUUUUAAGAAGACUAUUUGACAAGAUAUCAAGAGAGGCUGGAAUACUACUGAGAAACUGAACAAGCUGGACUUGCGCAUUUAUGUUUAUUUUUAAGAGACUACAUGAAAAAGAUUUGAAAAUAUACACAAAACCAGAUUUACUAACUAAAAGUUGUAAAAAAUUCUAAAGAGUUGUACAAUCAUUAUCUUAGUCAUUGUAACUGGGUAGUUUCUUAAAUUAAUUUACCCUGAAGAAUAAGUCAUUACUUGAUUAUCUGAUAAUAUUUUAUUUAAAAAAUCCUAUCUGCUUCUUAAAUAUGGCUGCUAUAAUAAUAAUAAGCAGAUGAUAAUGUUGUGUAAAAUAUGUCAGACUUUAAGGCUGCUGGAAUGAGUUGUCAGAUUAUCAAGUCAAUAGUAAAUGUGGAGGCUGAGCAGUAUUUUAAAUACUUCCCCUGAGAAACUGAUAUCCUAUACAUAAACUAUAUGAUCAGAAAAAAAAAAUAUAAUCUUGUAAAUGUUUAUUGUUUGUAUUCAGAUAAAAGAGUUAGUUUGGAAAAAUUAAGUUUACUCUACUACAAAAUGUUCCUAUCUAUUAAAGAAACAAAUACCUAAUGCUGCUCUAAGAGAUGUUUCAAAUAGUGUAUGUAAAAUAAGAAUAGGAAUAAAUAAUGUACUUCAUCUCACUUUUCACAAAUUAACAUUUUAUAUAGUGAUGAAGGAAAAAUUCAGACAUAUUAAGGUUUUUUAUGUAACAUAUCCUAUCUUUUGUAUAAUUCCUGUUAGGGCAUACAGCUUUCAAUAUUGUUUUUCCAUCCUUAUACAUGCUUUUUCUGUUGU